Molecule: messenger RNA, 2776 nt
Organism: Paramuricea clavata
Lineage: Eukaryota; Metazoa; Cnidaria; Anthozoa; Malacalcyonacea; Plexauridae
Source: the annotation of a GenBank genome assembly
AUGGCCCAUCAAGCUGAUGGUCAGUACCAGGCAAGAAUGUUUCUUCAAACGUUGAAAUCAUCUGCACAAGGGGACAACGAAGAGGACCUGCCAGUUGGUCAUGAUAUCUUUUUCGUUAUACCCUGGGAUACUGCCCACUGGAUGGAUCUUUGUAUGGUGGAUAUUCGUGAGAGUAGCGAGUUCUUACGGCGCUUCAUCAAAAGAGCAAACCAAUUCAAUACGAUGUAUGGCAGAGGAAAGGGGCAUGCUGAAUACCAGGACGUUGCAAAGCAAAAUUCCUUGAAGGCUCAUGUUACUAAAGUGUACGCAACAACACGGUUCGCGAGUAGCUCGUUUUCACAGUUUGAUAGCAUAUACGAAAGUUAUGAAGCUCUAUGUAAAGCGUUUUCAGCGAUUAGAGAAACGGAUGAUGAAGACGAGGAAAUGAAGUAUAUGAUUAAAGGUCGGGAUUUCUGCCUAAAUCUAGGUGGAAUCAUAGACAUCCUGUCAAAACCUAUGGAGAUGAUGAUCAAGUCAAAAUCUUUGGAUCAGUACCUGUGGUCUGUUACCAAAUGGUGGCCAAAAGUAAAAGCCAUUCUACUAGCAAUGAAACGAGAUCUGACCGGUCAGCUAUCUGACAUUCAGAAAGUAACAGUACGAAAGGAACUAUUCCCAAAACUCUGGAAACAUUAUGAAGAUCUUAAUGAAGAAGAUAGCGUAGGGGUUCAGUUAUUACCAGGAUGGAUGGUCGUGGAUACGGCAGAACAGGUCGACAGCAUUUCCAAAAAGAAAAGAAAAGUCAUUGAAUGGAGUGAAAGAACGGUGGAAGAUUGCUUAAAAGAUCUGGUUAUCCUUUCCGAGAAUGUUACAGAUGGAAUGGAUUCUAGAUAUGCCAAAAGCGUCUCCGAAGCAGCACAUAUAUUGGGACGUUGUUUACAUUUACCAGACGUCGUAUCCUUUGUACAAGGACUAAACGGCAGAUUCACUGCACGUCAAGUAGCUGCUCGUGAUGUUUAUGGGAAUGCUGAGUUCCGCUCCUUCUACACCUAUGUUUGUUCCUUGGCCCACAUCAAACGAUUGUAUGUAUGUAAAACUUUAUUUCAAUACGCUAACUUCGACAAUUAUUUACAACUGGUUUCCACGAAGGGCGUAUACACACAAAGAGCUAAAUGUUAAUUAUAUAUAGAACAAAAUAUGUAAGAAUUCCACCCUGAAAUUUUAUCAUCUUCCUCCCAAACCUCCACCCCCUAAACAAGUACCCACCCACCCUCACGCAAAACUAACCCCCCUCCCGCCCACAAUCUAUAUUGUCCUCCCAUCAUUUGGUCCUGGAGAAAUUAGCUUAUCAUCUGCUUAAAUGCAAUUUCGCCAUUGUUUUAAAUGACGUAAUUGACUCAGCCGCCUUGACAUCUUGCGGGAGACUAUUGCAUAGAAUUGCUCCACUGUAUCCAAAUGUUUUCUUUAGAAAUUCCGUUUUCGGUUUUUUUAACGAGAGAUCAGUUUCGCUAUUGCGUAAAUCAUAAAUAUUCUGCGAUGCAUUUCUCCGAGAAAAAAGAUCUUUAAGGUUUGGCGCAGUGUGGUUCCCCAAGACUUUAUACAUCAAUACUAGCUUGGUUUGUUCUCGUCUCCUAGCCAGGGUUUCCCAGCCUAAUUUGUUUAGGACUUCAGACGAUCUUACAUCGUAGUCAGCUCCGGUAAUCACCCUUGCUGCUCGAUUUUGGAAUUUUUGCAAUUUGUCUUGAAGUCCCAAACCACAGUUAUCCCACAGGGAGAACAGUAAUCAAAAUGAGGCUGAAUUAAUGUUUUGUAGACAUCAUGUAAGGUUUUGUGUGGUACAUAAGGUUUUAUUCUUUUAAUUGCUCCUAUUCCAGCGCUAAUCUUAUGGCAUACAGAAUCAAUAUGUUUCUCCCAACUUAAUUUUUCAUCUAGAUUUACACCUAGACAUUUAAAUGUAUUGGUUUGUGGGACUGGGAUUUUGUUAAUCUCAACGGGUCUAUUUCCUAUUUUAUGAUUUAGAUUAUGCGUAGAUCCAAUAAACAUGACUUUGUUUUUUUCCUAUGAUAUUUUAGUUUGUUUUUAGCAAGCCAUUUAUGAAUACUGGAAAGGUCCAUAUUCAAAUUGUCAAUCAAUGUAUCGAUUGGCAAAAGAAUCUCUAUCAGCUCUAUCAAACCACGCGCAUCGUCAGUUCAAGGACGUAGUUUUUCAAGUGUCUCAAGUUGUCUGGAUGGAUCUCGGCGGGUGCAGAAAGUAUUGGUUUCCACCUGAACGACCUGAAGAAGGAACACACAGUCAAGCACCGUUAAAGGAAUAUACAGUUAAGAGCGAAGAUCAUGAAAUAGAUGAAAAAUUCGUUUUCACUUAUGAUGAUGGUGUUUACACUGCCAGAUUGGACCAGGCCACGGCAUUCUCAACGUUUUAUACGAAUGAAGCAAUAUAUCAAGCGGCAGGCAAAGAAUUCUGUAUAGCAUUGGAUGUUGCACUGGCUAUGAGUGGUUCCGAGGCAGUUGUCGGGUCGUACUAUUCCGUGAUGAAUACGCAGUCGAAGGCAGAGGGUCAAUUGAAUGACACCCUCACCCAGCGAACAAACGUAGACUGGUGUUUCCUCAUGCCUUUACAGUGUGUGGAAACUAUUAGAGAGGUGGCGUCCCUAUAUUUGGACGGCAAUAAAGAGAUCGGACUACCACGUCAUCAAAUUCCAGUGUUCGUGGAUGAACGAGGUCGCGCUUUAAACAAGUAUGCACUGUACAGAACUGAUUACUUUGUUUUAAAUGAAAAAGAUAAAGACUACAAAAAGUAG